AAGGUGCAGGUGAUGCUCAACAAUUACCAGCUCUGGGCCAAGUUCCACAAGCACCAGACCGAGAUGAUCAUCACCAAACAGGGCAGGCGCAUGUUCCCCUUCCUCAGCUUCAACCUGUCGGGGCUCAACCCCGUGGCUCACUACAGCGUCUGCGUGGACGUGGUGCUGGUGGACCAACACCACUGGCGCUACCAGGGUGGAAAAUGGGUGCAGUGCGGGAAAGCCGAGGGCAACAUGCCAGGGAACCGCCUGUACCUGCACCCCGACUCUCCCAACACGGGCGCGCACUGGAUGCGGCAGGAGGUUUCCUUCGGGAAGCUGAAGCUCACCAACAACAAGGGGGCCUCCAACAACGUCGGACAGAUGAUCGUGCUGCAGUCGCUGCACAAGUACCAGCCGCGGCUGCACGUCACGGAGGUGAAGGAGGGCGAGGGGGAGGACGGGUACCCCUGCCCGCACACCCACACCUUCGCCUUCCCCGAGACCCAGUUCAUCGCCGUCACCGCCUACCAGAACGCCGACAUCACCCAGCUGAAGAUCGACCACAACCCCUUCGCCAAAGGAUUCCGGGACAACUUUGACUCGAUGUACACGGCCUCGGAGAGUGAUCGCCUCACCCCAUCCCCGCCCGAGGCCGCCGGGUGCCAGCAGCUCCUGCCAGCCCCUCGCUUCCAAACCUUCCUGCCCGAGCAGUACCCGCUGCCCCCGGGCCGCUUUUUCGGGGGGGACCGGGGGGCUGCGCUGCCCCUGCCCCCCAAAGAUCCGCCCCACUGGUAUUUCCCCCCGCAGCAGCCGCCGGCCCCCGGAGCUCUGGAGUACGGGGGCUACGAUGGGGGCUACGGAGGGGGCAAAUUGAUGCCCUAUGGGGUGAAACCCUUCGCGCUGCCCCCAACCCCACACCCUCCCCUGCCCUAUUACCCCGAAGGGCCGGGGGGUUUCGGGGUGACUUCGGGGGGCUGGAGCCCCGGGCAGUACGGUCCUAAGGGGGGUGCAGCGGCUCUGGGCUGGUACCGGGAGCCCCGUGAGGAGAAAGGGAAGGAGGUGGAGGGUUGGGCUACCGAGCCCCCCGCUGUUGUGGCCUCGGGGGACUCGUCGGACUCGGGGCUUUACGAGUGCAAAAGGAGGAGAGUGUCCCCGUACCCCUCCAGCACCGAGAGCUCCCCCCCGCCCCGCAACGGCGACCUCUACGACAAGGACCCGGUCACCGACGGGGGCUACUAUGGCUACUAUGGCAACUGA
This is a messenger RNA of Sturnus vulgaris (Common starling), 1239 nucleotides long. It is a transcript of the gene TBX21, whose product is annotated as T-box transcription factor 21. Gene Ontology annotation, biological process: positive regulation of DNA-templated transcription; regulation of transcription by RNA polymerase II; cell fate specification. The record is from RefSeq and is a predicted model, not a curated record. Gene Ontology annotation, molecular function: RNA polymerase II cis-regulatory region sequence-specific DNA binding; DNA-binding transcription factor activity, RNA polymerase II-specific. Lineage: Eukaryota; Metazoa; Chordata; Aves; Passeriformes; Sturnidae. Gene Ontology annotation, cellular component: nucleus; chromatin.